This is a messenger RNA of Branchiostoma belcheri (Belcher's lancelet), 5250 nucleotides long. RefSeq lists its product as uncharacterized. Gene Ontology annotation, molecular function: chitin synthase activity; protein binding. Gene Ontology annotation, cellular component: cell septum; cell periphery. The record is from RefSeq and is a predicted model, not a curated record. NCBI's taxonomy places the organism in Eukaryota, Metazoa, Chordata, Leptocardii, Amphioxiformes, Branchiostomatidae.
UAUUUAAACGUUAGUAAUGGUCUUAGUGUGUCAGUUGGACGUGAGAAGUGAGAGCGAACAUGUCGUCUGAGGAGGGUGUCCCGGGUUCUUACGACCCGACGCUGACUGUGAACGUCAAACCGUCCAAGUCGAGCCAGUCACGCGGGAAGACGGCAGGCGAAACCGGGCUUCGCUUGAAACUUCUCAAACUCUUUCUGUCCGUACUUCUGGGGAUAGUGGUCCUGGCGUGUUUCUCGCUGUCCCAACUUUCUGCGAUCUCUCUUGUGAAACAUCUACGUCUGCAAAACAAUGGAAAUGUCACUUGUAGGAAUUCCAGUUCCACGGCUGAAAAUGUCACUUGUUGUAGGAACUUCAGUUCCGCGGAUGAAAAUGUCACCUGUAGGAAUUCUAGUUCCGUGGAUAAACUUGCAGCUGGCUCCUGUGACGUGCCUGCUCUCAUGGUGGUGUACAUGAUGUUGGUACCGUACGGAGUCUCCUUCUUACGAAGUUUGUGGAACGGCGCCUUCCAAGACUCCAUGCCGUGGCCGCACCGAAAAGCUAUCUGCCUGGGCGCACUCCUCAGCCUGUGUGAGGUUACCGGGCUGUGCCUGUUGACGGUCCGGGUCAUGCCGUCUGUCACCCCCGCCCUGAGCGUGGUUCUGUCCAACGGCGUCAUGUUCAUCCCCAUCGUCAGCCACAUCAUAAAACAGACAGUCGGUCUGUGCAGGCAGAAGAAAAGCCGAAAGUGUGGACGUGUUUUUCUUGUCGUGUUGUGGGUUGUCGGAGGUCUGACGUGUGGCGGACUUGUCGGUGUCUGGAGUUAUUUCAGAAAGCAGAAGUACGUGGUAGAAACGGUUGUCUCGCUGUUUCUUCUAUCCGCUGCCUGGGCUCCGAAACUACAGCAGUAUCAAGCUGAAGGAUGUCGCCCAGCCACGUCGUCACAACCAGAUCAUACCCAGAACUCGAGAUGGAAAGCAGGAAUUCUGAACAAUUUCUUCAAACUUGUUUUAGUGCUGGUGGUCCCUGACGUGAUGAGGUAUGCUGGAGUACUAGAUGUGUGUUCUGACUGGGUUUGGACCUGUGCAGACGUUUACGCGCUCUUCACGAUUCACCACCCGGCUACAGUCAGCUUUGUCCUCAAUGUUACCGCAGGUUUUGUGGGUUACAUCCUGGCAUGGAUGGCAUGUGCUUUACGAAUGGGCUACUUUGGAUUCGCCUUGCCAGCCUUUCUCAGCACCUUGGUUACAGCAAUUGUUAUUUUCAUCAAACAAAUCUGCACACGACUGAGCUUCUUCCAUGAAGAGACGUGUGUGGAUGACUACACGGUCUGGGACACAGGGACGUGUCUGGGGCUGCUGCUGGUCCAGUUCUUCUCCACCACGUGGUUCGUCAUGAGGAGUCCAACUAUCGUCAUGGAGCAGGAAGCACAGCUGUUUUGGCUGCCCGGGUACAACAGUGUGUUCCCGGCACAGUGGAUGCUGCUGAGUAGAAAAAACAGGAACACGAAGAGGGAGGACUUCACCACGAGAAGAAAGACCAAACAGAACACGCACGUCUACAUCUGUACAACUAUGUACCAUGAGCAGUGUACCCGGUACAGGACACCGUACGGUCUGCAGCUCCAGUGGGACCUGCAGUACGGCAGCGGAGACACGGCCAGCGGGAUGGAACUCACCGUCCACCUCAAGGACAAUGUUCUGGUAAAGAACAAGAAGCGAUGGAGUCAAGUGAUGUACAUGUCUUACACUUUGGACUAUGCCGCGUAUUUUCAUCCUCUUGGGAUGUCGUCCGGAGUAAUCGCCGAUACGGAUAUCAAGGCCACGUCCCGGUACGGGAACGACCCGUCUCACGGCGGGCACCAGGCCAGGCUGAACGCCGUGGGGACCGGGAGCGGCACCUGCGGCUGGACGGCAGGAGACUCCGAUAUACAUCAGCGGUUGCAGAUAUAUCUGGGAGAAGACAUGGUGGUGACGGGAGUGGUGACUCAGGGGAAGCACGGAUGUGAGGAGUGGGUGACCGGGUACCAUCUGUCCUACAGCCUGGACGGGGAAACAUGGGAAUAUUACAAUGACGAAUACGGCUGGCGUGUGACAUUAGAAGGCAACGAUGACAGUGACACCCCCAAGCGGCACAUUCUGGACCGGCCGAUCAAGGCAGCUUACAUCAGCUUCAACCCUGUGAGCUGGAACAACAGGAUCAGCAUGAGAGUAGAACUGCUGGGGUAUUGUGCAACUGACUUAGACAGAGACAGCUACAUUUUGGCCACAGACGCGGACAUCAAGUUCUCCCCGCAGGACGCCCAGGCGCUGAUGGAGAUCAUGUGUACAGACCCUGACGUGGGCGCCGUGUGCGCCCGGACACACCCGCUGGGAGAGGGUCCCCUGGUCUGGUACCAAGUUUUCGACUACGCGAUUGGGCACUGGUUUCAGAAGGUUGCUAACAGUGUCCUGGGCACGGUGCUGUGUUGUCCCGGCUGCUUCAGUGUGUACAGAUGUAAGGCUGUCAGGGACACUCUGGCCACGUACGCCUCUACAGUCAGGCAAAGGGGAGGAGUUCUCACCAAAGAUAUGGGAGAGGACCGCUGGCUUUGUACGCUCAUGGUAGAGAAGGGCUGGCGGCUGGAGUACACGGCUGUGUCCGAGGACAGCACCUACUGUCCAGAGGAGUUUGACGAGUUCUUCAACCAGAGAAGGCGGUGGAUCCCCUCAACUAUCGCCAACCAGCUGGAUCUCAUACGGAAGUGGGGAGGGGGGCAAAUCAAGAGCGACUAUGUCUCCAAGUUCUUCAUCAUGUACCAAGGCUUCCUGCUGUUCUCAUCCAUGAUUGGUCCUUCUACUGUAAUCCUGAUUAUGGCUGCGGGUCUGGAGUUGGUUGUCGGCAGUGCUGGAGGCGGAAUCGUGCCGACAGUUGUUGUGUUCUCCCUUAUAUUCAUCGGGUUCGGCGUGCUGUGUGUGUACGCUAAGCAGGACACACAACUCAAGUGGGCGAAGGUGCUGACGAUGGUGUUUAUGGUAGUGAUGGUGAUGGUGCUGAUAGGACAGGCCCGGGAGAUGGUCACAGCCUUCCAGAGACUUGACGCCCGGCUGACCCAGCAGAACGCUAACCACAUCACAUACGCUGGGAAAGGUUGUAAUGAUGACUGCCGCGGUACUGUCUGCGACUGCCUAACGUUCAUCUGCAAACCACUCAACUGGUCCAAGAACAACGUUUCUACAUGGUUGAUGGAAUGUUUUGGCCCGGAUAAUCAGUUUAGCAACCUAUCCAGUCACUUUUCGCAAUAUAGUGGCUCCCAGUUGUCCCACUUUGACGAACAGACGCUCUGUGGCGAGUUCACAACGCAAAAUGGAGUCUCCGCAACGGAAAGAGACUGUAAACUCAUCUUCAGAGAGUUCCUCAAGAUCAAGGACGAAAACGUUGUGGUAACCAGUACACCACCAAUGACACCCCUGGAGCAGCUGCCUCUGCCGGUGAGUGUGAUCUACUUCCUCAGCCUGGCGGCUCUGUACGUCCUCACGGCGCUGCUGCAUCCGUCCGAGCUCCUCAAACUGCUGUACGGGUUCGUGUACCUGCUGAGUCUGCCGUCAGGAUACAUCCUGCUCACCAUCUACAGCGUCUGUAACAUGACCGACAGAUCCUGGGGUACGCGGGAAAUAAAGGUACCAGGUGUGGCUGUUGGAGGCAAAAGUGUCACCGAGAUGAUCUCUAACUUGUGCAGAACCCUGUGCAGCUGUUGCAGACGAGACAACAAACAGCCGCCAUUGGAGGAGAUCUCCAUCGAUGACCCUGGUGAGGAGACUGAGAACGACGAGAGCGGGUCAGAAAGCGGGAGCGGUAGUGACAUCCAAUCACUAUCCAGUCACUUUUUGGGGCGGAUCAAGAAGAGACUCGGCCCGUUGGCGCAGACCAUCGCGCCUGCCUCGAUUAACCAGAGACGGGUUAGUACACUGUCUCAGGUCGACGUGAACGAUUUUGUUCCAAGCCAAUGGCCGGCGGAAUUAAGGGAAAAGUACGAGAAAACGCUCAAAGAACAUGGUUUUGUGAAUACGUCAUUUAUCUUUGGGAUGACUACCAAGGAUCUCCAGGAUAUCGGCAUCACGAAUAAGUUACAUCAAGACAUUCUCAUGAGGGAAAUAAAGAAAAUACCGGAGUGUGAGCUCGACGAUACCGUCCCGGAAAACUGUAGCCAGUGGUUAGAGUCUAUAGGUAUGGGGGAGUACAUCAGCAGCUUUGAGACUUACGGCAUCAUCUCCAGGAAUGACCUGGCCAGUCUCAAGUCCAUGGAUGUGGAUGAACUACUGAAAGACCUGCAGAUAACAAAAUUAGCUCAUGUCAAGAGGAUCACCGAUGCUAUUAAGAAGUUGAAGAGUCCCGAGGAAACUGGCCGAAGAAUAAGCCAGGUAAAAAUCAUAAUGAAGAAGGUGAAGACCAUCAUCAUGCAACACGACAGCGAGAGGUCACUUGAGUUCAAGUUCUGGGAUAAGUUACGUCAGAAGUGUCUGGACCCGGAAAUCUCCCUCUUCAGUACUGAUACAGAUAUAAGAACGCAGCUUGUACAGUUGCGGAACUCCUGGAUCCGUGUCCUGCUGGUGCUUAACGUCAUGUGGAUCACGCUCAUCGUGUCUCUGACGUACGUGCCUGAGCUCAGACUGUGGGACGCCAACCCGCUGAGUCUGCUGUCUCUACUGGUGUUCGGCGUCCUGCAGCUGCUUCAGUUCCUGACGAUGCUGUAUCACCGGAUCCGGACUCUACUGCACUACCUGGCCCGGUUACCUUACCCAGUAUCCUGUACCAUACAGACUAACACAACCGGAAAUGGCAAGGCUGACGUCAUACAGAUUGAGACUCCUGAUCCUGAAGCUCACCCACCUUCACGACCACCACGCCGACCAUCCUUGUUAAGUUUUCAGAUCACAAGAAAUGGCCAAACCCGUAUUUGGCAAAUGGGUCGGACAAACCCGGUGUAUGAGGAGGAGUAGAUGACACAAAACCAGAAAUACAAAGACCAGUAGCUUUACUGCGUUACCAAGUAAAGCUGCUAUAGUGACCAAUAUCUGAUCAUGACCUUUCCAUUUUGGACAAAUACAGUAGUGACAAUCUGCCCAUAAUGGCGCAGGAAACGGGGUUAUAAUUAGAUCAAUGUUAGUUCAGUUUUCACCACAUACCCAUCCGUCUAACAUAAGACAGAGGCCUUGUUCAUAUGAAACCACCCGAACCGCGAUUCGGGUAACUCGCACUCCUCACCUCUGGUCCACGUGCCAUACAUUCAUUUUA